ACUCAUUUAGACUGGGAAACGGAAGGCACCGUAACUUGAACGUGAGAAUCUAAAUUUACAUUGCAAGCUGCCGAAAAUGAGCUUGGAGAUGGUAAGCGGUGAUGAAGAACUCCAGCCCCGGUCCGGGAAAAUAUCGAUUCGCUGUUUUUGGCAACAGCGUUGAGAGUUGGGGAAAGAAGCUGUAGAUGCCGUCAAGGAGUAAAAACAGCAGUGGUAGACUCGCGGAGGGGGGAAGUCUUCAAUGCUCCGAUAGGUCAUUUUGUCGAUGGUUUGUCAGCUUGCCAAGGACAAAGGAAGAUCCAAGUAUAAUGCUGACGUGGUUGGACUCGAACCCACGCACAUCAACUGUUCUCGAGGAAAAAAAAAACAACUACCUGCCAAAUUGUAGCUUCGACGGUAAUGCGUUCUGUGGUAACAGCGGGUCCAACUAUUCCAGGUCCUGCUCUAGAAGACAGAUAAUAAUCCCAGAGCUUCCAAACUGUUUGCAAC
Messenger RNA from Phytophthora nicotianae INRA-310, 489 nucleotides. RefSeq lists its product as hypothetical. The transcript has a single exon. The annotation marks the transcript as partial. Lineage: Eukaryota; Oomycota; Peronosporomycetes; Peronosporales; Peronosporaceae. The record is from RefSeq and is a predicted model, not a curated record.